This is a messenger RNA of Perognathus longimembris pacificus (Pacific pocket mouse), 1909 nucleotides long. It is a transcript of the gene Gdap1, whose product is annotated as ganglioside induced differentiation associated protein 1. Gene Ontology annotation, cellular component: mitochondrial outer membrane. Gene Ontology annotation, biological process: mitochondrial fusion; mitochondrial fission. Lineage: Eukaryota; Metazoa; Chordata; Mammalia; Rodentia; Heteromyidae. The record is from RefSeq and is a predicted model, not a curated record. The coding region runs from base 1 to 1077 and encodes 358 amino acids. The transcript is spliced from 6 exons.
AUGGCGGGCCUGCAGGACGAGCAGAGAGCCGGCACGCCCUUGAUGGCGGAAGGCAAGGCUGAUGGCGAAGUUAAGCUCAUUCUGUAUCACUGGACGCAUUCCUUCAGCUCUCAAAAGGUUCGCUUGGUAAUUGCUGAAAAGGCAUUGAAGUGCGAGGAGCAUGAUGUAAGUCUGCCACUGAGUGAGCACAAUGAGCCUUGGUUUAUGCGUUUGAACUCAACUGGAGAAGUGCCUGUCCUUAUCCACGGGGAAAACAUAAUUUGUGAGGCUACUCAGAUCAUUGAUUAUCUUGAACAGACUUUCCUGGAUGAAAGAACACCCAGGUUAAUGCCUGAUAAAGAAAGCAUGUAUUACCCACGAGUGCAGCAUUACCGGGAGCUGCUUGACUCUUUGCCCAUGGAUGCCUAUACACAUGGCUGCAUUUUACAUCCUGAGCUGACAGUGGAUUCCAUGAUCCCAGCUUAUGCAACCACAAGGAUUCGCAGUCAAAUUGGUAAUACAGAGUCUGAACUGAAGAAACUUGCUGAAGAAAACCCUGAUUUACAAGAGGCAUACAUUGCCAAACAGAAACGGCUUAAAUCGAAGCUCCUGGAUCACGACAAUGUCAAAUAUUUGAAGAAAAUUCUAGAUGAGUUGGAGAAGGUCUUGGAUCAGGUUGAAACUGAGUUGCAAAGAAGAAAUGAGGAAACUCCAGAAGAGGGCAGGCAGCCUUGGCUCUGUGGAGAAUCGUUCACACUGGCAGAUGUCUCACUUGCUGUCACACUGCAUCGACUGAAGUUCCUUGGGUUUGCGAGGAGAAAUUGGGGAAAUGGAAAACGACCGAACUUGGAAACCUAUUAUGAGCGUGUCUUGAAGAGAAAAACGUUUAACAAGGUUCUAGGACAUGUCAACAAUAUAUUAAUCUCAGCAGUGCUGCCAACAGCAUUCCGGGUGGCCAAAAAAAGGGCCCCAAAAGUUCUUGGCACCACCCUUGUGGUUGGUUUGCUUGCGGGAAUGGGAUAUCUUGCUUUUGUGCUGUUCAGAAAGAGACUGGGCAGCAUGCUUUUAGCACUUAGACCUAGACGACAUUAUUUCUAGGCUUGCUGGCAUUUGGCGGUGGCAGCCCAUCCAGUCAUGUAGCUUCACUGUGUCUACUCCUCCUGACCUCAUGAAGAAUGAUCCUGGGCAAUAAGUGGAAAGCAUAAUUUACUUUACUCUCUGGAUAGUUUAUGUGAGAAGAGGAGAUUAUGAAAUGGUUUUGUGGGCUGGUCAGAUAACUUAUUUAUAAGCCUGAACUAAUCCAUCCUUAAAACGUGUAAACUCAAGAAAUGUCAAUACUGACAGGUAGAGAAUAGACCUUUAGCCCAAAUGUUGGUUAAGGUUAGUUAACUUAUUAUUUUUUUGACAGAGGCCCAUUAUGAUUAGGCAGUAGUAAUGUGACUGCCUAGAGCUCCUCACCUGAGACUCCCUGGAAGUACUGAGGGCGAGUAGGGAUAGUGUUUUCCCUGGGAGCCCAGAAGUCAUCUUUGUGGUGUUUGGGUAGCAACAGGACAUAGCACUGCUUCGUUUUACCACUCCCAGUGGAUCGGAAAGUUGCUGAGGGCAGGCUUCUCACACACAGCAUUGUAUUUGACCUUAAGUACUUGUGAAUCUCACUCACUGAUUUAGUAAGAUUACAUGAUUACACACUUGAGCAUGAGAUGCCCAUUGGAACAUGUCUGUCUGGCAUUUAUGUGUAUAUCUUAUGUGACAUUAAGAUUGUCCCUCACAGUCCCCAAUUUGAUGGCACCCGUGAGCUAUUAUUCCUGUGGACCGCCAUGUUCAGUCUGGGGACCUUGGCUUCUGCAGCCUUCUUAGGCACAAAAAUGACAUGUGGAGGAAUGUCCUAGGUGAUUAGCUGGGCUGGUGUAUGUUUUGAUUUUAUUUUUUA